Panicum virgatum (switchgrass) is the source of this 2578-nucleotide messenger RNA. RefSeq lists its product as uncharacterized. Gene Ontology annotation, biological process: intracellular protein transport; COPII-coated vesicle cargo loading; endoplasmic reticulum to Golgi vesicle-mediated transport. The transcript has 13 exons. The record is from RefSeq and is a predicted model, not a curated record. Gene Ontology annotation, molecular function: SNARE binding; zinc ion binding. Lineage: Eukaryota; Viridiplantae; Streptophyta; Magnoliopsida; Poales; Poaceae. Bases 41 to 2383 code for a protein of 780 amino acids. Gene Ontology annotation, cellular component: endoplasmic reticulum exit site; COPII vesicle coat.
CGGCCGCCCCCCCCCCCCCCCCCACCCUCCUGCCGCGGCUAUGGCGGUGCGCGCGACGGUCUCCCGCUUCCCGGCCACGCUGGAGGCGCUGGAGUCGUGCGCCGUCCAGUGGGGCGUCGCCGUGACGCCCUUCGCCGCCGCCGACGAGCGCGGCCAGCCCCCGACCUCCGGCUCCGGCGGCGACCGCGUCCCGCGCUGCGAGCACUGCUGGGCCUACUUCAGCAGCCACUGCGAUCUGGAGCGCUGGGGCUGGUCCUGCGCGCUCUGCGGCACGCUCAACGGAUUCGACGACGACACCGCGCGCCGGUUCCAGCACCCCGACGCGUGCCCCGAGCUCAACUCCUCUUUCGUCGACCUCGAGAUCCCAGUGGAUGAGGCGGAGGGUGGAGGAGACGGCGUGCGGGCGCGGCCUGUUUAUGUGGCCGCAGUGGAUCUCGCAUGUUCUGAAGAGUUCCUGGAACUCAUCAAGAGUGCGCUUCUGGCUGCCCUAGAAGCUCUUAUUCCGGGCUCCCUAUUUGGGCUUAUGACAUUCAGCCACAAGAUUGGUCUGUAUGAUGUCCAAGGUCCGAUUCCAGUUGUGAAAAAUGUUUUUAUUCCACCGGACAUAGAGGAAGAUGGUCUUCCUGUUGCCCUUGAAGAUGCCAUGCCCCUACUUGCUUUUUUAGCCCCAGUUGACACAUGCAAGGAUCGAAUCACUGCUGCCCUGGAGACACUGCGACCUACAUCUUCAUGGGAGCGAGGUGCUGCUUCGGGGCAGGAGGAGGAUACUGUUUUGCUUGGUGGACGAGGCUUUGGAACAGCCAUGUCUGCUUUAAUUGACUAUCUAAGUUCAGAAUAUGGUUCUACUUUUGCUUUGGCUCGGGUGUUUGCUUUUCUGUCUGGUGCACCUGAUUAUGGAGCUGGUCUGCUAGACACCAGGAGAUAUGGGGAGCAGUAUGCUAGUAAGGGGGUAGAUGCUGACCUUGCAUUGCUCCCUGAACAGAUACCUUUCUACAGAGACCUAGCAGCUGUUGCUGUUCAAGCAGGAGUAUGCAUAGACAUAUUUGCUGUAACUGAUGAGUACACUGAUUUGGCUUCACUGAAGUUUUUGAGUAUUGAAAGUGGUGGAUCAUUAUUUCUCUAUGCAAAUACAGAUGAUUCAACACUUCCCCAAGACAUAUACCGCUUGCUAAGCCGACCCUAUGCAUUUGGCUGUGUUCUAAGACUGAGAACAUCUUCAGAUUUCGAACCAGGCAAUUCUUAUGGGCAUUUCUUCCCUGACCCUCAAUAUGAAAAAGUGCAACACAUCAUCUGCUGUGAUUCAUUUGCCACUUAUGCAUAUGACUUUGACUUUGUUCAUAAUGACGGUUUCUCCAGGCACACAGAUCCUGCUGUUAUACAGAUUGCUUUUCAGUACAGUGUGAUUGAACCUGUUGAGGAAACAUCAGGAGAUGAAUCACAAUCAUCUGCAAGCUACAAGUUUUGUUUAAAGAGGCGGUUGAGAUUAAGAACAUUGCAGUACCGGCCGGCUAGGAAUAUCAGUGAAAUUUAUGACAGUGUAGAUCCAGAGGUUGUGCUGCAUAUCCUUGUUCAUAAGGUUAUUUUAGAGUCCUUGGAUAAAGGGGUUAGAGAAGGAAGACAACAAGUGCAAGCUUGGCUAGCUCUCCUCGCAGCCCGGUAUAAUGAGGCCCUUAGCUCUGAUGCUCGAGCUCCACCAUCGAGCAUCGAUGUUGACUUCUCACAGUGCCCACAGUUGCAAAUGUUACCUCAACUCGUGUUUGCAUUAUUGAGAAGUCCUCUUCUUCGCUUGCAUGAAGAAGGCGUACACCCAGAUUACAGGAUAUAUUUACAAUGUCUUUUCAGUGCACUGGAGCCAUCUUCUCUAGCUAAAGCUAUAUAUCCAGUUUUGAUAUCAUAUUCCUCACCUGACAAGCAAGCAUUCCCACGGCACACUUUGAGCCGUGCUGCUCUAAUAAUGAGCGAGAGCCCAAUAUUCCUCCUGGAUGCUUUUACCAACCUUAUUGUUUACUAUUCACCAACUGCUGAUCCUUCAAUUGCUUUUCCUCCACCCCGAGAUUGUGAGUACAUUAUUUUUGCAUUUUGUUAUGCAUGUUUUGAGCAUAGAAGCACUAGUACUUGUUUAUUUCAACCACCUUUUCUGUUCACAUACCAUGCAGGCCUGUUGAGAACAACGAUUAAUAGAUUGAAGCAGGACAGGUGUAUUACACCAAAGCUUACAUUCAUCCAUGGAGGGAAAGAUGAUUCAACAUUGUUUGAGAGCUACCUUAUUGAAGAGCAAGAUGUUGACGGUCCAGGCUUUACAACUGGUUCAGGGUUUGUAGCCUUCCGCGAGAGCGUCAGGAAUGUUGCAGCAGAGAUCGUCCAGGAAGAAAUUGCAAGCUAGUUUUAGCCAUCCUUCUGGUUCCACUGCGGAUUGGAUGGACAAGGAUGCUUAUAACCUUAAUGUUAUACUCCUGAGUAGUAGCUAACUGUAUGUUACUUAGCCAAAAUAGUGAAAGAUUGUCAAGGAAUAAUAAAAGGAUGCUAAUUGCUUUAGGCAUGAUUAGUCAGAGAAAACUUACCAGUUUUUUAUUUGUCA